CGGCCAUGGAGACAAGUAAGUCCUAGUUUUCUGGGAGUAAUGAUACGCCCGCUUCCUGGAAAUCUCGCUAAUCGAAGUCUUGCCGAUUGCAGCUUCUCGCAAAGCGCCCUCCGAGCGCCGAGUGGUGAUCAAACGAGAGCGCGAAGCCUCAGUUCAAUUAGAUGCGCCGGCGAGCUCGCCAGCUAGCACGCGAACGUCGUAUAACACACGAUCUACAGAAAAUAUAGCUUUAUCAACCAAUAAUAGCCCAACCGGUCCGUCCAUCAUUCGAGUGACCGUGGAACCCCGGCCCGGGUCCAAAACGGUCCCAUUUCCGCCCGCGCUGAAGACUCUCCUCGAAGAAUGGCAUGAAAAGAAGGGACGAAAGAUACCACCGUGCAAAUACUUUUACCAGAAAAGAAGAGGAGGCUCGGUGGUCUCACAGGCGUAUGAUCGAGAGGGCAAGGAGGUGAAGAUGACAGAGUUCUCAAUUUCAACGCCCGUCGCAUACGGAGUCCUUGUUGCGCAUUACCCCGACAAUUCUGCCAAGCUCGUUUCAAGUCUAUUUCCGGGCUCCAGGAAGCAUGGGUCCUACUAUCGAGGUUGGUCAGGUAUCGGACAUGGCUUUGAGGAAGAGGCCACUGUUGUACGACAUUUUGCGAAUUCCAAAAUCCCCGAUGUGACAUAUCGACCGGAGGCGUGGCCAGCGUUGGAGGAGUUGCUCAAGAAAGAUGACCACAAGAAGGGUCAGCCAGCGUCUACUAUGCAGGAGGCUAGAUCAUCGCCUUCGCCGGAAACACGAAAACGAACCGCCACUCAAGAAUCAAUCAAUGCGACUCCCGCAAAAAGACACCAGACACACCAGCAAGAGAGCUCCUCAUCUGGGUCGGAAGAGACCGAUAGCUCCGAUGAGGAUGAAGAGACUGAUGAGGAAGAACCCGAGGGGGAGGAGGAAGAAGAGAAGAAAACAAGGGUCAAUCAGAAACCCACUGUCGCAAGCAGCCAGAACAAUGGAGCGGAACCACAGCCAGCCAACAAGCCACAGCUGAGGUUCAGAUUGACCUUUUUCAAGUUUAGGAUACAAAACGUCCGUGAGUUUCCUGAGGGCGAAUGCAAGACUGGCAAGGAGCUUUCCGAAAAAGCGAGUGCGUUCUUUUCAAUAUUCGACGACGCUAUUCAAGUCAAAGUCCUGUCAUGUCAGAUUGCUUCGCGCCCAGACCAGCACUAUAUUUUCUCAGGGAGCGAGGGUGAAUUUAAUCUUCUUUUGCUUCAGGCUCAAGAAGCUGCAUCAGCGUUGGGCAAGCCAUUGACCAUCGAAGUCGGCCUUGUCAGGUCGUAGUUACGUUCGUGACUCACUGUGUACUUAAUAUGAGGUCUUGAU
This is a messenger RNA of Aspergillus calidoustus, 1360 nucleotides long. Lineage: Eukaryota; Fungi; Ascomycota; Eurotiomycetes; Eurotiales; Aspergillaceae. The record is from the annotation of a GenBank genome assembly.